AUGGAAAUCUCUACUCUACGCCUGCAAAACAGAAAACAAAAUAGUAACAAUCCACAUUUAAAUUUUCACAAAUCUAAAUCACAUAAUUCCAGUACUGCUAAAUCAGAAGCAAAUGCAACUACUAGCAAUGUUUUAUCUAAUAUUAUUUCAAAUAAAGAUAAAGCUGAAAACCAGCAUUUUUCCAAUGAUCUUCAAGAAGAUGAUCCUCAAAAGGACGGUGAUUCUUAUUUUUUUGACCUGCAAGGCUUUGACGAGUCUGAUGACCAAGAUGAUUAUCAGUCUGAUAGUAAUUACUCUGAUCAGCAAGUUUUUGAUGAUUCCAGUGAUCUAUUUGAAGAAGAGAACGAGUUUACAGAUGAAAUUAAAGCUGCAAACUUUAUAUUUGAAAAACCAGCAAGUCAGCUUCCACAAAAUCUUGAAAAUACAUUUAGUCCAUAUUUUGCGAAUUUUACUGAGAUGUCUUUGUUUACUUGGACUGUGGUAUAUCAGGAACUUGUGACAAUUAUUUUAAAUGACCAAUUUAAUCUUCUUGAUAUGCUACGGAAUGUACGUAUGCUAAGACAACAUCGAUUAAGACUACCUAGUCUUCCAAUCUUUCUAAAAAACCCUAUACUGUUUUCAAAAAUGUAUUUUGGUCACAGAAUCGAGAGUGAGGAUAGAACAGAAUUUUGGCAUGGAACAAUUUGGGCAGAGUUACCUUUAUUUAAUGAUGAUACUUUAAAUAUUACAUUUCUAGCUAAUGAACAAUAUGUAAUAAUGCCAGCUACAAGGAUUCAAAGUCAAGUAAAGGUUUGGCUUAUGGAUCAACCAAGACCAGAAGAACAGAAAUACUUUGUAGACAAAAUUGUAUAUUAUUAUAAUCAAUCAUGA
Molecule: messenger RNA, 870 nt
Organism: Dentiscutata erythropus
Lineage: Eukaryota; Fungi; Glomeromycota; Glomeromycetes; Diversisporales; Gigasporaceae
Source: the annotation of a GenBank genome assembly